Messenger RNA from Ictalurus furcatus (blue catfish), 3894 nucleotides. Its product is annotated as cadherin-like protein 26. Gene Ontology annotation, biological process: calcium-dependent cell-cell adhesion; multicellular organism development; adherens junction organization. Bases 21 to 2447 code for a protein of 808 amino acids. The transcript has 18 exons. NCBI's taxonomy places the organism in Eukaryota, Metazoa, Chordata, Actinopteri, Siluriformes, Ictaluridae. The record is from RefSeq and is a predicted model, not a curated record. Gene Ontology annotation, molecular function: calcium ion binding; cadherin binding. Gene Ontology annotation, cellular component: catenin complex; adherens junction; plasma membrane.
CACACACACACACACCCGGUAUGUUGAACAGUAGGACGGCUUAUCAUACAAUCUUCAGGAUGGGGAGGACAAUCUUUCUUCUUCUUUUUCUUCUGCCGUGGGCCGAGACGUCACGUGGCAAGCUGAUGAGCCAAGAGGAGAAAAAAGAAGGGACAAGUGAACGUGUGCUCGUUCGAUCCAAGAGGAGAUGGGUGCUGACUACGAUUGAGCUGGAGGAGGAGAGUGUCGGACCUUUUCCUCUAAAAAUCACAGAGUUGUUCAACGACAAGCAACAUGGACAUUCCGUCAGGUUCAGCAUAAGUGGCCAUGGGGUGACAAAAGACCCAAAGGGUGUAUUAGGCAUCGAUGAACGAACUGGUGAAGUCUUCAUGUACAAGCCAAUAGACCGAGAAACAUAUCCCAUUUUCCAUGUGGAGUUCAAUGUGCGUGAUGCAAAAACUAAUCAAACCCUUGAUUUGACAUUGUCCUUCGACGUGGUCAUACAGGAUAAGAAUGAUAAUCCUCCUGUGUUCAACCAUAAAGUUUUCAGUUUACAAGUUCCAGAGAACCAAAAUGAAGGUGACCUUCCUUUAACUCUGCAAGCAAGUGACAAAGAUGAGGAUGGCAAUGACAACUCCCGCAUAUCCAUGAGGAUAGUGUCUCAGGUCCCAGCUUUGCCACAAAUCUCCCUGAAAUCCAUCGGAGGCAAGAUCACAAAACUGGUCUUCACCGGAUGCUUUGAUUAUGAUAAAGCAAGGACUUACACAAUGAUUGUUGAAGCACGAGAUCAUGGAACGCCUUCACUUUCAUCCACUGCGACUGUUAUUAUCAGCAUCACUGACUCCAACACUCAUGCACCUGUGUUCACUGCACCGAAGUACGAUGCUCAGGUUAUAGAACUGGAAACCAAUAAGGAACUUUUAAGGAUCCCUGUGCAAGACCAGGACACUCCCAACACUCUAGCAUCCAGAGCAAUGUUCACUAUUCUGAAGGGUAAUGAGGAGGGCAAUUACAAGAUUGAGACAGACCCAGUUACCAACGAAGGAGUGCUGACUGUCAUCAAGGCAAAGGAUUAUGAGAUAACUACUAUAGUUGAGCUGGAAAUAGGAGUGGAGAAUGAGGAGCCCUUAUUUGUAUGCAUCGACGGAAAGCCAGUUAAACCCAUUCCAGAGACUUUAAAAAAACCCAGCACGGUUAAAGUCGCCGUCAAAGUCAUUGAUGUGAAUGACCCACCCGUGUUUCAGAAUAAAAUUCAGAAGGUUUACAGGAUUGAGGAAGAAGAGCCAGGAGAAGUGUUGUACACACCCAUAGUAACAGAUGAGGAUUCAGUUAACAUCAGGUAUGAGCUAGCAGAAGAUCCAGCUAAGUGGAUGUCCCUAGACCCAAAGACAUGCAAGGUUACCCUGGCAAAGAAGAUGGACCGCGAGUCUCCAUAUGUCCACAACAGCACUUACACUGUCGUGAUGCAUGCAAUAGAUGAUGGGGGACCUCCUGCCACAGGUACAGGCACUCUGGUGGUCCUUCUGGGAGAUAUGAAUGACAAUACACCUCAUCUAUCUUUGAACAGUUCAGUGAUGUGUGGGAACAAAGCUGACAGAGUGAGAGUCAAGGCAGAGGACGCAGAUGCUUUUCCAUAUAGUGGACCUUUCACCUUCACGCUUGGCAAAGAAGAUCAGGAGCUGAAGAGACUGUGGAAGCUUGACCCGAGCUCAGGGUAUGAAACCUCAUUGAUUAGCCUGACAAGUCUGCCUUACGGGACGUACUCCGUUCCACUGAAGAUUACUGACCAACAGGGGGUGCUAGCACACAACAUCUUUCAAGUGUUGGUGUGUGACUGUGGGAAAGGAGACGUGUGUCAAGACUUGCUACCUCGAUCCUCCAGCCUCCAUGGAGCAGCUAUAGGAAUUCUACUGGGAGCACUGCUCUUGAUGGCUUUGCUGCUCUGCUUUUGUUUCUUCUGUAAGUGUGGAGAGAAAAAAAAAAUCAAUCACUACUUGUUUGAUGGAAUCCAAACCCUGAUGGCAUACAAUGAUGAAGGAGGAGGUUCAUUGUGCAAGCAGAGUCCCACCAAUCAUUCAGGCAGCUUGAAGACAGGAACUUUUGCGGAAUCCAGUGCAUUUAGAGAUUCAACUGUUCCGAGGAACAGCUACAGAACACAGUCCAGGACCAGAAGCAGUAGAUAUAAUACAUAUGACACUGUUUGGAGUGGGUUGAGCAGAUCCUUUAGCUUUAACAUGGAAGACCUCCUUAGAAUGAAGAUCUCUAAACUUUCUAAGGAGGACUUCCCUGAAUAUCAACCACAUGAUUACAGCUCUGAAGGGGCUAACAUCGACACCAUGUCACUAGACAAGCUCUCCAUCUGCAGCAAUGGAGAUGAUCUGGACUUUCAGGAGAAUUUGGGCCCAAAAUUUAGCGCACUGGAAGAGAUCUGUCAACAAGCGUUAAAAGAGAAGAACAUUAAGUUGUAAUUGUUUUUGAAUGUUAUUUGCUUUCCCAAUGGAUCUUACAACUUUUUAAGUAGUCUUCUUUCCUGUCUCGAUGUUUUGUGCAUAAUAUAAUACGUCAUGGCUAAGCACUUGAUUUUUCCAGCUAUACACUUCACUUUACUUUAUAAUAGUAAGGAAAAUAAGGAAAAGCUUACAAAAAGACAUCAAGACUCCAGUAUGUGUAUAGUGAAAAAUGAUUUUGUGGUUAGCAUGAUUGCCUCACAACUCUGGGGUUGGGGGUUCGAAUCCUGCCUCUGCCCUGUGUGCACAAAGUUAGCAUGUUCUUCCCAUGCUUUGGGGGGUUCCUCCGGGUACUCUGCUUUCCUCCCCUAGUCCAAAAACAUGCGUUAUAGUCUUAUUGGCACUUCCAAAUUGUCUGUAGUGUGAGAAUGUGCGUGCGAUUGUGAAAUCCCCUCCCCGCCCCAUUCCAGGGUGUUUCCCACCACGUGCCUGCCCUGAGUUCAGCUCCAGACUCCCACUCAACCCUGUGUAGGAUCAGCGGUACAAAAAAUAAAUGGAUGGAUGGAGUUUGUUACAGUAGGCUGUGAUGAUCUUUUCUAGUAGGUCUACUAAAAGUGAAGUCAACCCCUAAAUCGUGGCACAUCCGUCAAAGUGUUUUGUUUUCUACUUUCCAUUUGUUCUCCAUUUCUCUUCAACCCUGGUUUGUGGAACCUCAUCCUUGUUUCCCAAUUUCCAUAUUUGGUUGUGAUUCUUGUUCUCGUUAAAUUGCUGUCUCUUGUGAUUGGAUUACUCCAUUCCCCAGUUUCGGCAUCCUAUUUCAUUUCUUAUACUAAGCUGUUUUUAAGCCUAAAGGUGCUUUCACAUAUAAAGCGUUUAAUCAAUUUGAAUGGAACCUUUGUGUUUUUCUUUCCCCUUCAUGUGGUUCUUUAGGCAAGUGAGCAUGUAGUCUCACCCAAGCCAUAACAACUCAUCCAAGAGGGUCUAAGCAAGAUGUUGUUGGUUCACUUCCACCUCUAGUGUGAUUUGAUAGCAGUCAGAAAGCAAAUCGAUUCUGAAUCAACCUGACUGCAGGAAGUGAACCAAACAUGCGGUGUGAAGUUAUAUUCAUGAAAAAUGUAUCGUUUCCUAUGUCUGCUGAAAGUUUUGCUAACUCUGCUGUAGUAACACUUUUAGUGGGACUGUUCCUAGAAUUGGAAUUUUACAUGGUGAACAUAGACAAGCGGAGUGAUACACACAGUGAAACAUCCCAGUGCAGUUAUACUUUUAACACCACUCAUCCAGGCAAAUUAAUAGACCAGAACUAACUGUUGUUUAAAAACCAUAAUUUGUUUGUUUUUGGAAUCUCCUGAAGGUUUAAAUAAAUAAAUAAACAAAUAAAAACAAAAAAUGGGGGACUAAAUGUCCCCACAAGGAUAUGAAUAUUUUGACCUAUUCAUUCAAUGAAUAAUGUUAAGUUGUGUUUUUAAUC